Lates calcarifer (barramundi perch) is the source of this 3204-nucleotide messenger RNA. It is a transcript of the gene tacr1b, whose product is annotated as tachykinin receptor 1b. Bases 245 to 1447 code for a protein of 400 amino acids. Gene Ontology annotation, molecular function: substance P receptor activity. Gene Ontology annotation, biological process: positive regulation of flagellated sperm motility; G protein-coupled receptor signaling pathway. Lineage: Eukaryota; Metazoa; Chordata; Actinopteri; Centropomidae. The transcript is spliced from 7 exons. Gene Ontology annotation, cellular component: plasma membrane; sperm midpiece. The record is from RefSeq and is a predicted model, not a curated record.
UGCUGAAGACAGGCUGAACGUCAAUGGCUCGUGAGCUGCGUCGUGCGUUUUGGUGCGGUGAUGUCCUCUGGAGCGCGCGGCUUCGCGGUGCGUAAAGACGCUUCUGUCCCAAAAUGCGCGAACUGAUCUUUUCCACAUUUUCACGCGGACUGCUCCUUUUCCUCCCGGAGAGAAAUCCGCUCCAGUAACCGGACAGAAUCUAUUUUUAACAGCCAACUCACCCAGACUGUCUGAUGCCCAGAAGAUGGACCCUCUCUACAACGCCACCGACUGUAACGGGACAACCGCGUCCGUGAACUGCAGCGACGGCUUCAACCAGUUCAUCCAGCCGGUGUGGCAGAUCACACUGUGGGCUGUCGCUUAUUGCAGCAUCGUCGCGGUGUCUGUGGUCGGAAACAUGGUGGUUAUCUGGAUUAUUCUGGCGCACAAACGCAUGAGGACCGUCACCAACUACUUUCUGGUGAACUUGGCCUUCGCCGAGGCCGCCAUGUCAGCCUUCAACACAGUGAUCAACUUCGCCUACGCCGUUCACAACGAGUGGUACUUUGGUUUGGUUUACUGCCGCUUCCACAACUUCUUCCCCAUUGCGGCCAUUUUCGCCAGCAUUUACUCCAUGACGGCCAUAGCACUGGACAGAUACAUGGCUAUCAUCCACCCGCUGCAGCAGAGGUUGUCUUCUACAGAGACCCGUGUGGUGAUCGGUGUGAUCUGGAUGCUGGCUCUGCUCCUGGCCUUCCCUCAGUACUACUACUCAGCCACCGCCCUGCUGCCUGGACGCACAGUCUGCUACAUAGACUGGCCUGAAUACACCUCUGUGGACUUCAAGAAGAUAUACUACGUGUGCGUGACACUGCUGAUCUACUUCCUGCCCCUUGGCAUUAUGGGAUGUGCGUACACGACCGUGGGCGUCACCCUGUGGGCAAGUGAGAUUCCAGGAGACUCGUCCGAACACUACAAAGAGCAACUUAUUGCCAAACGAAAGGUGGUGAAGAUGAUGAUCGUGGUGGUGUGUACGUUCGCUGUCUGCUGGCUGCCCUAUCACAUCUAUUUCUUACUGCACCAGUUCUUCCCCGAUUUGUUCGAACAGCGCUACAUCCAGCAGGUCUACCUGGGCGUCAUGUGGCUGGCCAUGAGCUCCACCAUGUACAACCCAAUCAUCUACUACUGCCUCAACAGCAGGUUCAGAGCAGGCUUCCAGCAGGUGUUUUGUUGCUGUGCCCCAACCGUCGCCAAGGAGGAACUAGAGCUCAAAUCACCACGUUACCUGCAAACACAGGUGAGCAUAUACCGAGCCAGUCGGAUGGAGACGGUUGUUUCCACCGCCGCCCAUCCAGAGCAAAAGAGGGCAGAGCUGCCGUCCUGUGCCCCUCACACCCAGUCCCACAUGGAGGUCACGUCCAACGGCUCAGGCUCUGAGACUAAGAGCCCUCAUAGUCCCUCACAGUAAAGAAAAACACCAUCAAGGGUGCAGAAACAAAGUGACUGAAACCUGGCAAGAGAUGCCAAAGAAAUCUACACUUUUAUACAGAUCAAGUGCAUUAUCCAGCCGAGGUGUUUUAUUCUAAAAGCCUUGCCAAGUGCAUUAACACCCAGUGGAUGUCAUGAGAUGUUGGACACCACAGACAUGAACCUUAGAGGCCUGAUAGAAGCAGCAGAAACACUGCAGUCGACCUCACACUGGUUUGUCCCGUCAUUCAGCGGGAGCGUGGCGCCGACACUUGACCCUCAGCAUUCUCAGGGCUGGUUUUGGAAAGUGUGACCUCCCUGGCUUCCCCUGGCAACAGUGUCACGUCCAGUUGAGUUUGUGACGCUGUGUGUUCUGUUGUCGUGUGGAAAUAGGGGAGGCAGCUUCAGAGCAUGUGUGGAGAUCUAGCACCUGUUGGACAGGAUUAGCCCCUUGUUUUGACAAUGUGUAGAGCAGGGUUCAGUUUGCGGCAGCCAGGUCACAGGCCAGCUAAAUAUAGAGGAUGGGACGGGGGGGCAAAGGGGGGGAGACACAUAUAGAACAGAUUGAUAAAGGAAAGAGUAAAGGAAAGGAUAGGAAAACAUGGGGAGCUCCACCGCUGUGGGAAGUGGUUCGUCACUGGUGAGAAAUGAUGUUAUUUCAGCCUCGCAGACAACAGCUGCACAACACCAGUCAAAGAAUGUCCACAUACAGUUUACUGGACUGUUUUAUCUGUUUAACUGCUCUGCUUCUUGUUAUGUGAGUGCAUGUUGAACAUAAAGAAUGUGUGGGGACCAAAUAUUUUAAUGUCACGUCCACAGGCUCUGCUGUACUGUAUUUGUUGUUACAGAAGAAUGGCAAUUACUACUGACUUUAUGCUUUUCAACAGAAAACUCUGUUAUUUCUUCUUUUAACUUCCUGUCUACACUGGAAAUGGGAAUGUGUUGUGUUGUGUAGAGUAAAUCCACCUCAAAGUAUCGAUAUUACAGAUAUAAAGUCUUGUUUUGAACAUCGAUACCUGCAACAAAAGGAUCCUGGAUGCAUGAACAGUCGUCUUAGUGCUGCUUUUUUUGCAUCUCUGCUGCCGUUGCCUGCAUUAACACUUCGAUUCACCACUUAAAGCAACAUUAUGAAACAAUUUUACCUUAAAAUCUCAGCUUCUGAAUCAUUGUGAUGGUUUAGCGACUUGUAACAGGAAGAAUCAUCAGUUAAAAAGACAUAGAAGUCGUUAAAAACCAGCAUUCAUCUAUGAUACUAAAUAUCAAGAGUUUGCUGCUCUUUGCACAUUUGCUGCUUUUAACAUCAAAAAGAAUCAGCAUUGGUCUGUGAUCCUGGUCCUGGUGUUAGUUGGUGUUGCAUCAAAACUAAAUUUUGUGCUGUUGGCUGCUGCUUGUGAUCAUCUCACACCUGCAAUUAAGCAAAUAUCUGAGUAGUUUUAUAAUCUAACAUACAGCGUGAUGCACUGACAACCAUUAGAGAUUAUUAUUAGAUGAGUUCUCCUGCACAGCUCUGGGAUCAGCCCUUUUAUUAUUUUGACAGUCAUGGUGACUGAGCAGGACGUGUUGUUAUUUCUGUUUCAUUAUGUAUUUAUAACUAUAUGAUAUCAUUACUGAGUGUGGCCAGUAAAUGUGUGGUGAUUUCUCUACGUGCUGAGUGGAGACUCUGCUUUGUUGCACUGUUACACACAGUUUUCCAUGAUGUGAGCUUAUUAAUGUGUAACAAGCUGAAUCUUUGAAAUUAUAUCAAUAAAACACGUAUGA